This is a messenger RNA of Xyrauchen texanus (razorback sucker), 2200 nucleotides long. RefSeq names its product eukaryotic translation initiation factor 3 subunit D. The transcript has 16 exons. Gene Ontology annotation, molecular function: translation initiation factor activity. Gene Ontology annotation, biological process: translational initiation. Gene Ontology annotation, cellular component: cytoplasm; eukaryotic translation initiation factor 3 complex. The record is from RefSeq and is a predicted model, not a curated record. Bases 124 to 1782 code for a protein of 552 amino acids. Lineage: Eukaryota; Metazoa; Chordata; Actinopteri; Cypriniformes; Catostomidae.
UGUGUCGUGAAGUGCCGUAAAGGUUAUGAUGCGGAUUUCUUUUCGACACGGGACCUCAACCAAACCGUCUAGGAGAAGUCGUGCAUCCUUGACUGAAAACUAAACCGUACAUCAGUAAAGGCAAUGGCAAAAUUCCAUGCACCUGUGAUCCAGGACAACCCAUCAGGAUGGGGUCCUUGUGCUGUUCCUGAAAAGUUUAAAGACAUGCCCUAUCAGCCUUUCAGUAAGGGAGACCGACUGGGAAAGGUGGCUGACUGGACUGGAGCAACAUACCAGGAUAAGAGAUACACAAAUAAAUACUCCUCUCAGUUUGGAGGAGGCAGUCAGUAUGCUUACUUCCAUGAGGAGGAUGAGACCAGCUUCCAGCUGGUAGAUACUGCCAAGACUCAGAAGACUGCCUAUCAGAGGAACCGUAUGCGAUUUGCUCAGAGAAAUCUUCGGAGAGACAAAGACCGCAGGACCCUCACUCAGUUCAAUAUGCAGACCUUACCUAAGAGCGCCAAGCAAAAAGAAAGGGAUCGCAUGCGCCUGCAGAAAAAGUUCCAGAAGCAAUUUGGGGUGCGGCAAAAGUGGGAUCAGAAGUCGCAGGCCCAGCUUAAGCCCAGGGACUCCUCAGUGGAGGUGCGCAGUGACUGGGAGGUGAAAGAGGAGAUGGAUUUCCCCAGGCUCAUGAAGAUGAGAUACAUGGAUGUGGCUGACCCAAGCGACAUUGAGUGUUGUGGAGCUCUUGAGUACUAUGACAAGGCUUUUGAUCGCAUCACCACUCGCAAUGAGAAACCUCUUAAGAGUAUCAAAAGGAUCUUCCACACGGUUACUACCACCGAUGACCCUGUGAUCCGCAAGCUGGCUAAGACCCAGGGCAAUGUGUUUGCCACUGAUGCCAUUCUGGCAACUCUGAUGUGCUGUACACGCUCCGUCAACUCCUGGGAUAUUAUCGUUCAGCGUGUGGGCAAUAAGCUCUUUUUUGACAAGAGAGACAACUCUGAUUUUGACCUGCUUACCGUGAGUGAGACUGCAAACGAGCCACCUCAGGAUGAGGGCAGCUCCUUCAAUUCCCCCCGAAACCUGGCUAUGGAGGCCACCUACAUUAACCACAACUUCAGUCAGCAGUGUCUCAGAAUUGGUGGAGAGAGGCACAAGUUCCCCAAUCCUAACCCAUUUGUGGAGGAGGACAUGGACAAGAGUGAAGUAGCUUCUGUUGCCUACAGGUAUCGGAGGUGGAAGCUUGGGGAAGAUAUUGACCUCAUUGUUCGCUGCGAGCAUGAUGGAGUGAUGACUGGAGCAAACGGAGAAGUGUCUUUCAUCAACGUGAAGACCCUGAAUGAGUGGGACUCCCGGUAUUGCAAUGGAGUUGACUGGCGACAGAAACUAGACUCCCAGAGGGGAGCAGUUCUGGCCACAGAGCUGAAGAACAACAGCUACAAACUGGCCCGUUGGACCUGCUGUGCUAUUCUUGCAGGAUCAGAGUACCUCAAAUUAGGGUACGUCUCCCGUUAUCAUGUCAAGGACUCAUCUAGGCAUGUAGUUCUGGGCACACAGCAGUUCAAGCCCAACGAGUUUGCCAGCCAAAUUAACCUGAGCAUGGAGAACGCCUGGGGCAUCCUGCGCUGUGUGAUCGACAUCUGUCGCAAGCUAGAGGAGGGAAAGUACCUCAUCCUUAAAGACCCAAAUAAGCAAGUAAUUAGGGUGUACAGCCUACCUGAUGGAACCUUCAGCUCGGAUGAAGACGAAGAGGAGGAUGAUGAGGAUGAGGAAGAAGAUGAAGAGGAUGAAGACAGUUAAGAGAUCAUUAACUACUACAGCUGGUGGCUUUAUGUGUUUUAACGCUGUCAGGGCUGAAUAAAGAUUGAUUACCCAUGCACAGUAGUAAUGUCUGUUUAAUCAUUAUAAACUCUGUUCUCUAGCUUGGAAACUAUACAAAUUACCUUUUCUUUUUGACUGUUCUGACAUUGAGGGAUGUAACUCUGGCUUAAAUUAUUUGGCAGUAGGGCUGGCAGCGGGGCUAAGAAACUUUUAAAGAUAUUAUUUUAGGAGGGGGGAAUUCUAAAAGACAUCUGAUUUUUAUCAUCUGGCCUUAUUUCCAUUUUUUGUUUCUGAUUUUGGACACUUUUUCUCAACCUUGCCAUGGACAUAAUGGAAGUGGUUUGAAAAUGAUUAUAUACAAUAUGUGUUGCAUAAUAAACAUCUUCCUUCUGCUCAU